Parascedosporium putredinis is the source of this 1734-nucleotide messenger RNA. Lineage: Eukaryota; Fungi; Ascomycota; Sordariomycetes; Microascales; Microascaceae. The record is from the annotation of a GenBank genome assembly.
AUGGCUCCCCCUGUGUCUCUCACCACCCGUCCGCUCGGCAAGAACGGUCCCCAGGUGCCCCGCCUGGGCUUGGGUCUCAUGAGCCUGAGCGUUGCCUACGGCAAAGCCCGAUCCGACGAGGAACGCCUUGCUUUCCUGACCAAGGCAUGGGAAAUGGGCGAGACCUUUUGGGACACGGCCCACGGUUACGGAGACUCCGAGGUCCUCAUCGGCAAGUGGUUCGCCGCGAACCCGGAAAAGCGCAAGGACAUCUUCCUCGCCUCCAAGUUUGGCCUGAGCUUCAGCACCGGCACCGGCGUGUCGAUUGACUCGUCGCCCGAAAACUGCCGGACUUGCCUGGAGCUGACGCUGGAGCGCCUGGGCGUGCCCUACGUUGACUUGUACUACGUGCACCGCCUCGACGGCAAGACGCCCGUCGAAAAGACGAUGCGGGGCUCGCUGAGCUCCGCCUUCACGCUCGGGAUCGAGGACCCGAGCGUGGACAUUUUGCGCACCGCGCGCGAGCUGGGCAUCGCCACCGUCGCGUCGAGCCCGCUCGGUCGGGGUCUCCUGGGCGGGCGGAUCCGCGGCGUCCAGGACGUGCGCGGCGAGGGGGAUAUGCGGAGCAUCGGCGGGUUGCCGUGGUUCGAGGAGGAGAAUAUUGAUAAGAACGUGGCGCUGGUCGAUCGCUUGGCGGAGAUGGGUAAAGCGAGAAAGGGAAAGGCGGAGGGAGACGGGCAAGGGGCCACGACGGCGCAAAUGGCCUUGGCGUGGCUUCUUGCGCAGGGGGAUGAUGUGUUUGCCAUUCCUGGCACGACGAGGGAGGAGCGCUUGAAGGAGAACCUCGGCGCGUUGGAUGUGGUGAUCGAUAAGGACGAGGAGAAGGCUGUGCGGGAGCUGGCGAAUGUUGUGGCGGGGAUCGCACCCCGCCAGCUCGAGGUUCAGCGUGUCGUGCGUCGCGCCCGCGAGGGUCUCGAGCCGGGCGGCUGCGCGUUCGGCCGCGUCGAUAGUCGCGGCCGCGGUGCCGGCCUUCGCCUCGUGGCCGCGCGUGCACACGAGCGCGUGCGGAGAGGUCGGGGGCGCGAGGAAACGAGCGAGAAGGUCGUGGGCAGCCGUGACCGCCGCCGUCUUGUGGUAGGUGUAGUCUCGAUUCCGCCGCGCCCCGCAAUCGUCGCCUCCGCCACCUCCUCGCACGGCAGCACGUCCAGCAUCAGCGCCAGGAACCUCUCACUAUACGCCAGCGUCGCCCAGAGAACGGCCAAACUCUUCGAAGAAGCCGAGCUCGCCGAGCUUUCCAAGCCCGCCGCCGUCAACGCGUGUCGGUGCAACCCCAUCCGCCGCGCCAGCCCCACCGCCCUCCGCAGCGCCGCCAUGCCCCCGCCCGCAUCCCCGCAUUCAACUCACGAGCGCGUCGUCCGCCAUGACGUGCCGCGUCGCCGCGACAAAGUAAUGCCGUUCGAUCCGACGCCCCACGGCCGCCGCCUCCUCGCCUCCACCGUUGCCGUUGCCGUUGACGUUGCCGCCCUCCGACGAAACCUCAGCCAGGUACUGCGGCACGCACCGAGCCUUCCGCCGCCGACACGGCCCACAGCUCACCCCGCCACGGGCUCCAAAUCGCACCGCACCUUGCGCCGCUUGCACUCCCAGCAACUCGACGUGCCCCGUCGGACCUUUCGGCGACGCACCGUGUUUGUUUGGUUCACCUGGCCCGAUCCCAGUCGGCCCGUGCAAGGCAGCGGCACCACCCCGGGGUGA